AUGGCCGAGCGGGUCAUCUCCCACCUCGUCGACCGUCUCGAGAUUGAGCGCCUCUCCUUGGCCGAACUGCGCGACGUCGCUGAACUGCUCCCCAUCGCCAACAUCCCCCUCCGGCAGCUGGAUGACUUUGCUCAGCGGCUGGGGAGACGGUCCAGUUCUACUUCAGCUGUUCAGGAGCCACCGGCCCAGGCCCUCGAGAUGCCCGACCGGUUCGGCGUGACCAGCGGCUUCGAGCAGGACACCGGGUCGAUGAGCAGCUACUGGCAGCCGAAUCCCAAUCGCCUGCCCGGCGGCCAAUCCCCCGAAAAGGCCAAGCCGACCAGCUCGAUGUCCCCGGUCAAUUUCAUGUUGUCCUCCCCGAACACGUCGGUCAUCCCUGCCCUGCCGUUCUUGUGGGGAAGAAGAGAGGAU
This is a messenger RNA of Mesorhabditis spiculigera, 411 nucleotides long. Lineage: Eukaryota; Metazoa; Nematoda; Chromadorea; Rhabditida; Rhabditidae. The record is from the annotation of a GenBank genome assembly.